AUAAAAGUUGUGUCACAUAGUCAAUAAGUGCGAUUUAUAGAUAACGGCCAAGAUGUAUGCCAUUUCUAUCCUAUUGGUGUUAUUUUUACCAGCAAAGGGUUUUAACGUUUCAACAAGAAGACCUCCUAGCAUUUACUUGCAACCAGAGGAAAAUGUUUAUUACAAACAGGGAGAGUCCGUGCAAUUACCCUGCAAGGCAGACGGAGACCCAAGACCAACGUACAGGUGGAAGAAAAAUGGAAUUCAUCUUAAUUUCGGCAACAUUGGUGUACGAUUCAUUCAACUGCCGAAUGAGGGCACUUUAGUCAUUAAUGCCCCAGAAGCCAAAGACGAGGGCAUUUACCAAUGCAUUGCAGACAACGACUAUGGAACAUCAGUGUCAACUAAAAUCAACUUUAGGAUGGGUAAACUUGAUGACUUUAUGGCGGCUUUCCCUGUAACUCACACCCCUCGCCUGGGAGAAUCCGUCGUACUGAAUUGUAUUCCUCCCCCAAGCUACCCUCCUGCAUCAGUACAGUGGGUUCUCGUUACACCUGAGGGUCAUGUUGAACCUGUUAAUUACGACAAUAGAAUAUUGAUGGAUUUGGAUGGUCGUUUGUACAUAACCAAUAUCCAGGAGCAGGACAAACAAGGGGAUAAGGCCUACGUAUGCAUGGCCACCAACUACUUCAUGAGGCGUAACACUUAUGAUAAAGCAAAUUUCAUUAUUCCAAGCGGAAGUACGCCUGUUAAUAGACCUGUUGGAUAUUUUUGGACCUCACCCUCAGAGCAAGUUGGUAUUAUAGGGGAAACCUUAAAACUCAAGUGCAUCUUCAGUGGAAAUCCCACCCCUGAAGUGGUUUGGUUGAAAAAUAAUGCAACUCUCCCGGACACUUAUGAGGUUUCUCACGGAGGCCAUGAGCUGACAAUAGCAAACCUGACAAAGGAUGACGCCGGCCAAUACGAGUGCAUAGGAACAAACUCACUGGGACACCAAAUAUUCAGAAGUUUUAGAAGUUUUGUUGUCAGAGUGGAAUCCAAGCCGGACUGGGAGGAGGAGCCAAAAGACGUGGAAACAAGUGCUGGAACAUCCGCCACUUUUAUCUGUAAGGCCAAUGGUUUCCCUGAACCUAAUAUAGCGUGGUUUAUCAACGGAAUCAAACUGGAAGAAUCUACCGUUCCUAUAAUUCAAAGUGGACGCUUUAUAAAACCUGAUGCUUACAACAUAACCUUCGUGCAACUGAACAAUCACGACAGUCUGGUGCUUCAGUGUAACGCCUCCAACGUCCACGGUUAUCUGUUUGCUGAUGUUUAUCUCAGCGUUCUUGAGAAUCGUCUCGGACCAAUGAUAGUUGGCUAUACUGAAAUGACGCUGCAUACUAAGUAGUCAAUGUAACUUUAUUUUUAUUUGCUUAUGAUAUGUUACAGACGGCAAAAGCAAAAUAACUUUUACGUUAUAAAGCACAUAGUAACGAUGAUAUAUCAUUUGAUUUUUUUUUUAAAUUAUUGUGUGAUAGUUUUUGCUGCAUGUCAAAAUCUGUUCAAAUUUAUUUUUUUAAAUAUCAAAAAACUGAAAUGUUGAAUUUAAUUUAUCAAUUGUUCAUGAAAUUAUAAUAUCACCAUAUAGAAAUGCCAUUAUUAUACUUGAUAAAGCCUUCAUAUUUGGUCAAAAUUGAUUCUGGAAAAGACCAGUUGACCCUCAAAAUGAAUUGGGUUUAUACGACAAUUAAUAUAUAAACAUGCUAUGUCAUAUGAAUAACAUUACUACAUUACUUAGAUUUAGAACAAGCCAUCAUAAACUGCCAAUUGAGACAGGCAGAUGAAACAAUAUACCUAGAAAUCAACGAUUUUGUAAUUUAUGUAAAAAUAACAUUGGUGAUUAAUAUCACUAUAUUAU
Messenger RNA from Magallana angulata, 1876 nucleotides. RefSeq names its product neuroglian-like. NCBI's taxonomy places the organism in Eukaryota, Metazoa, Mollusca, Bivalvia, Ostreida, Ostreidae. Gene Ontology annotation, molecular function: cell-cell adhesion mediator activity. Gene Ontology annotation, biological process: axon guidance; dendrite self-avoidance; homophilic cell-cell adhesion. The transcript is spliced from 10 exons. The record is from RefSeq and is a predicted model, not a curated record. Gene Ontology annotation, cellular component: axon; plasma membrane. Bases 53 to 1366 code for a protein of 437 amino acids.